Messenger RNA from Cetraspora pellucida, 447 nucleotides. Lineage: Eukaryota; Fungi; Glomeromycota; Glomeromycetes; Diversisporales; Gigasporaceae. The record is from the annotation of a GenBank genome assembly.
AUGCAUAAUACAUCAGCAUUUGCGAAAUUAGGACUGAUUCGAGGAUGUUGUUUAGUGGCAAAAGGACUCUACGAUUUUAGAAAAGAUGAUAUGCUCGUUGCCAACAAGAAAUUUGUAAAGUACUUUUUCGACCAAAUUAAUAUAGGUUCAAUAAUGGCUCCUUGCUCGUUCUCAGUGAAAGAAAAUAAUUGCUUCAUUGGAGGAGGGCAUCCACGAGGGUGGGAAAGGGUAUCCACGAGGGUGGGAAAGGGCAUCCACGAGGGUGGGAAAGGGCAUCCACGAGACAUCUACGAGGGCGGGAAAGGGCAUCUACGAGGGCGGGAAAGGGUAUCCACGAGGGUGGGAAAGGGCAUCCACGAGGGUGGGAAAGGGUAUCCACGAGGGCGGGAAAGGGCAUCCACGAGGGCGGGAAAGGGCAUCUACGAGGGCGGGAAAGGGCAUUUAUGA